This is a messenger RNA of Penicillium waksmanii, 981 nucleotides long. Its product is annotated as isocitrate lyase/PEP mutase family protein. The transcript has 3 exons. The record is from RefSeq and is a predicted model, not a curated record. Bases 1 to 981 code for a protein of 326 amino acids. Lineage: Eukaryota; Fungi; Ascomycota; Eurotiomycetes; Eurotiales; Aspergillaceae. Gene Ontology annotation, molecular function: catalytic activity.
AUGACUAUCACUAUCACCGUUGAGAAGGAUGGAUACUAUGAGGUUAAUGGUAAUCGGCAGGAGCCCACUGUCAAUCUCUAUAUCAUCCCGGCCGCAUCCAAGUUGCACCGGAUGCUCAAGGACACUAAGGAUUUGAUUGUUUGCCCGGGUGUUUACGAUGGUCUCUCUGCUAGAAUUGCAAUGGAUCUCGGCUUCAAGGGCCUCUACAUGACCGGCGCUGGAACCACUGCGUCACGUCUUGGAAUGGCCGAUCUCGGUUUGGCUCAGCUUCAUGAUAUGAAGACCAACGCCGAAAUGAUUGCAAACCUGGACCCAUUUGGGCCCCCAUUGAUUGCCGAUAUGGACACUGGCUAUGGAGGCCCCCUUGUGGUUUCGAAGUCAGUCCAGGAGUAUAUACAGGCUGGCGUGGCUGGGUUCCAUAUCGAGGAUCAAAUUCAGAAUAAGCGCUGUGGACAUCUUGCAGGCAAGAAGGUCGUCAGUCUGGAUGAAUACAUCACGCGUAUCCGUGCUGCGAAGAUGACAAAGGACCGGCUGCAUUCGGACAUUGUCCUCAUUGCACGCACUGAUGCUCUUCAACAACAUGGUUAUGAGGAGUGUAUUCGUCGAUUGAAAGCGGCCAGAGAUAUUGGUGCCGAUGUUGGCCUUCUCGAAGGGUUCACCUCGAAGGAACAGGCUCGUCAGGCAGUUCAAGACCUGGCUCCUUGGCCCCUGCUUCUCAACAUGGUGGAACACGGCGCCACCCCUCUGAUCACCACCAAGGAGGCCGAGGAGAUGGGUUUCAGAAUAAUGAUCUUCUCUUUCGCUUCCAUCACCCCUGCCUAUAUUGGCAUUCGAUCCGCUCUGACGCGCCUGAUGACAGAAGGAGUUGUAGGGAUCCCAGAAGGACUAGGACCUCGGAAAAUAUUCGAGGUUUGUGGCCUUAUGGACGCAAUGAAGAUUGAUACGGAGGCUGGAGGUGAUGGCUUCGCCGAUGGGGUCUGA